AUUUGUUACCUUAACAGGGAAGUCCUGUUGAGAGUACACAUAUUGAAACAAGGAAGGUAGAUGAAGCAACACAGGACAGCUAUGUCCUCACCAUUGCACCAGCCAUAUCCUAGCUCUAACUCUUUACCUAAGCCCCAGAGCAAACCGUAACAUCCACACUCAGGUGCUCUGUUCCUAUGGUUGUCCUGAAUUUGGGCUUGGCCUACUUCUUUGGAGACAAAGCCCAUCAAGACCCUACAGUGGUAAGAGUAAAGAGACUAGUGACAGCUAGUAACUAUGUGUAUUAGAGAUGUGCUUAGGUCUGUUGACCUGAGCUUGGGGACAGUAGUAGGCAGGGAGGAACUCAGGGGGGGGGUGUGACAGACAGGCCAUCUCCGCCUCCUUCCUCCUCUGCCCUCCCCACCCUGAGAGCCCCUACUUGGUGUGUCAGCCUGUGGAACAGAAACCACAGAUACUUCCUUCAAGCAGCAGCCUAAGCUCAGAGCCCACUCACCCUGUGACCCAUCACCGGCUGAAGCUAUGGGAAGCAAUCAGGACUUCCGAAACCUCCAAGCUAAGUUCCAGGCCUCUCAGCAAGAGCCUGGAGAACCAUCCAGAAAAACCCCAAAGCCUGAGUUCAACAAACUCCUAAAGAAAUUUCCACAGACUGAGUUAAGUGAGCAGCCCAAGAAGGUCUCACAGGCUGAGCUCGGGUCAGUGUCCUUGAAACCCCUGCAGCUGCAGUUUGCAGACCUCCCCAAGAAGCCCUCACCGUCAGAGGUUCUCAGAAAGUCACCGCAGCCCGAGUUCACUGAGCUACCCAAGAAGCCCCUACAGUCUGACCUCAAAGAUCUCCCAAGAAAGCCUCUACAUCCAGAGUUCACUGGUCUCAAGAAGCCCUCACAGGUCCAGCUCACAGCUUCCAAGACGCCCCCAGAGCCCCAAUUUGCCAGCCUCCCCAAGGCCUCACAAUCCGAGUUCACUAAUCUCCCCAAGAAGUCUCCACUACUUGAGGCACCUCAGGAGCCUACCGUACCUGCCCAGAAGUCCCAGAAGCCUGAGAUCAGCAAUCCUGCCAGGCCUGCAGUAGAGCUCAAACCUAUCACAGUCCCCAAGAAGUUCUGGCAGCAAGAGUCCAGUGAGGCCCCUCUGAAGCCCUUGCCAUCUGAGUCCAGUACUUUUCCCAAAAAGUCACUGCAGCCUCAGGCUGCUGGUUUCUCUAGGAAGUCCCUGACACAGUCAGAGCCCAGCGAAAUUCCUCAGACAUCUCUCUCCAAGCCUGGGUCCAGUGAGUUUUACCCUCGCUCCCCACAGCCCGAAGUCAGCAACUUUCCCAAGAAGUCCCUGCAGUCUGAAUUCAGUGAGAAAGUCAAGAAGACUCCACAGCAGUCCAUGUCCUAUGAGGUCUCCCAGACACCACCCUGGAAGCCUGAGUCAUGUAACCCCCCAUCUCACUCCCCACAGCCGGACUUCCAUGCAUUUCCCAAGAAGCAUCCACAGCUCCAGCUAAGUGACCUUACCAGGACAUCUUCGGAGCCCGAAGUCCGCAGAUAUCCCAAGAAGCCUCAGCAGCCGGACCUCAAAGUCCUUUCUAAGAAGCCAUCGCAGCCAGAACUGGGUCAUCUCCCUAGAACAUCCUCGGAGCCUGAGUUCAGCUCACUCCCCAGGAAGUUUCUGCAGCCUCAACAUGGAAAGUUCUUCCAGCCUGACUUUCCCAAGGCUCUGCCCAGAAAGCCCAAGCUUCCCGGUUCAGUAUCGGAGUGCUCCCUGCCUUCUGCCUUUGCCAGUUCCAGCCCCCAUUUCCCUCUCAGCCCUGGGUAUGGAGUCCCUGGGACACCCCGCUGGAGACCAGAAGACUUCCAAACCCGGCACCCACCCCGUAGGCGACCUCUGCCCUCAACUAGCAGCCUGGGAUCCCCCCCAGCUAAGCCCCCAUUACCACCUAUUCCCAUCAAUAUGCAAAGCUUCCGGAGAGCCUCAGCAACAGCUACAGCUGUACUGAAGACCAGCUCUUCUGGGACCCACUUCCCAGCCCAACAACCUCAACAUAUCUCACAGAACCUGGACGAGAUCUAUGAGCUCUAUGAUGCUGUGGAGGCCACAGGUGACUCCAGUCUCAGCCCCAGAGGCAGAGAUGAAGUGCAGUCUACCCAGCAAGCCACCAGAUUGCCUCAGCAGGACACAGAGCUCAGGAAGAAUGCCAGUCAGCCCCAGCAGUCGCUAUCCACAGACCCCAAGCUGCUGAAACAGAUCAGGAAGGCAGAGAAAGCUGAGAGAGAGUUUAGAAAGAAGUUCAAGUUUGAAGGUGAGAUCGUGAUCCACACAAAGAUGAUGAUUGACCCCAAUGCCAAGACCCGGCGUGGGGGUGGCAAGCACCUGGGCAUCCGACGUGGAGAGAUCCUGGAGGUGAUUGAGUUUACUAAUAAGGAUGAGAUGCUGUGCCGGGACCCCAAGGGCAAGUAUGGCUAUGUACCCAGAACUGCACUGUUACCCUUGGAAACGGAAGUAUAUGAUGACGUCAGCUUCUUGGGUAUGUACAGUGACUCCCAUGGAGAUGCUUGUUAUCAUGCCUCUGUGGCAUAGGGAAUCACUUGAAUUCAUCCUUCUUGCAGAUCCUCUGGACACCCAACUGUUUCCUCAAGGACAGUAAGGCAGAUAAAGGUGGGUUCCAGGACUACCAGUCCAGUCACUGUUCUCUCAGGAGCCCUGGAUCCCAGCCCGGCAAACAGAUGCCCAAGUACACAUGCCCACAUAAAACCCCUCUUUAAAACA
Molecule: messenger RNA, 2751 nt
Organism: Mesocricetus auratus (golden hamster)
Lineage: Eukaryota; Metazoa; Chordata; Mammalia; Rodentia; Cricetidae
Gene: Pram1
Product: PML-RARA regulated adaptor molecule 1
Exons: 9
Coding region: 520-2562 (680 amino acids)
Biological process (GO): protein localization to plasma membrane; integrin-mediated signaling pathway; T cell receptor signaling pathway
Cellular component (GO): plasma membrane
Molecular function (GO): protein binding
Source: RefSeq, a predicted model, not a curated record